This is a messenger RNA of Linum tenue, 619 nucleotides long. The record is from the annotation of a GenBank genome assembly. Lineage: Eukaryota; Viridiplantae; Streptophyta; Magnoliopsida; Malpighiales; Linaceae.
GAAAUUCAAAUUUCCAGUAAACCCCACUCUGCCACUUUCCCCCAAAUCCCAAACCAACGGCACACACAGACACAGUUCUUCUUCCUUCCCACAUCCGUCAUCCCAAAAAAGUUACAAUCUUUCGCUGUGAUUCUCGCACGAAUGAAGCAGCCAGUGUUCUCGUCAACUUCCUGGAGCCGAAUCCACCGGCGGGAAGGAAACUCCAAUACCUCCAACUCGUCGACGAAGAAGAAGAAAGAAGGAAGAGAAGAACAGGGGAACAGCAGUGGCAGUAAUAAUAGAAACCCAUUUCAAGAUCUCAGCAAUGGCGGCAGCUUCACUGAUGUCAAUAGCAGCAUUGUGACAGUUGGUUCUUCUUCUUCUUCGGUUUCCUCCAUCGAAGCUCCUAAAGGCUGUCUCAGAGUCUAUGAACAUAAGCCGUGAUGGUGAUGCUCUAUUUCAAUCGGAUGACUCUGAUUGGACACAAUGUUACAAAAACCAACUGUUCAAGGUAUAGAUUCAUAAUCAGCCUCAUUGUUCUGUCAAUUGUAGUAGUUCUCAAAGCAUCAACUUGUUGUAAUCUUCUGCUGUUAUAGACCGCACACUGUAUUUGUUCCUCGGAUUUUCAAUCAUCUUAGAU